CGAAAUCGAGCAGCAAGGGGCGAAAGGAGGAGGGAGGGAGAAAGCGGCCUUACGGAAUUUAGGCCGACUCUCCCCGCGGGGAUAACGGCGGCCAGCCUUGCCUAGGCUGCCUACCAGCGGCGCGCCACGAAAACCGAUGCAGACCGGCGUCAAUUGCAAACGCUGAGCAGGCUCCGCCGCGUAGUGCACGCUCUUCCGUCAUGGGAUGGCCGUCGGCCGCGAUGCUGCUGCUCGUCGUUGCUCUCCUCUGUGUCGCCGCUCGGGGCCCGCUGGCGGCCGAGGCUGCUGCCACCAAGCUGCCCGCCAAGUUCGAGAGCACGCGCACCACCACGGCACUGCCGGCUUCGACCGCCGCAAAGCUGCGGGCAGCCCCGACGGACGAUGACGGAAAGAACGACGUCCAGGACAUGCCGGUCACCAGUGGCGUCGAGCUCGAGGAUUACGACGACGCCGCCGACGAACAGCCCAGCACCGACUUGAAAGCACCGACCGGCGGCUCUACGACACCGGCGGAGGGAAGCAAUGACGAUGACGAAGACGACGACUAUGAUUCCACGGAUGACUUCGAAGACGCUGAAGGAGGCCCAACGGAACUGAGCGAGCCGACGACAGUUUCCACGCCGACCACCGCCAAGGCAGCGAGUGCCACCGCUGCGGCUAAAGAAAACGCUGUGACCAAAGGCAGUGGUGAGCCAAUGCCGCAAGCUACUGCUAAUUUGACAAACGUUAGCGUGGUGCCAACUACUCAGGCGUCUACCACGCACGCGCCUUCUGUGCCGCCUACGUUGACAACUACUGCCGCUGCUACAAGUACCACCACUAGAGUCACCACAACAACAGUACCUUCCAUGACGUCCACUGUGUCAUUCACUUCUACAGAAGGCGGCACAACGCUGACAGCUGAUGCGACUACCGACGUCGAGAGUACAUCACUCGUGGACUCUACUACCUCCGUGAGAAGCACUACUGAAAAUCCUGACAUUACGACGGCGGUCAAAGACGGUUCCGAUGUCACAGUGAAGUCAGAAAUGGAACCCGAAUUCAGCGGAGACAACCAAAUCGCAGCUUACCAGGGAGCGGCAUCUUCGCUAUCCGUGACGGCUGUCGAAUCGACUACUUCCUCAACCACCACAACGGAGUCUUCAACUACAGAAUCCACUACAACGGAAUCAACUACGACGGAGUCGACAACCACGGAGUCCACCACUACCGAAUCUACGACUACAGAAUUGACUACGCAAUCGACGACAACGCAGUCCACGACCGCGGAAGAUACAACAGAAACAACAACUAGAGAAACAUCGACGAUUGAGUCUUCGACCACUUCUGACGAGGUCUCGACUAAUUCCGAAAGUACCGUGGAGUCUGAUUCCACGACUUCAAGCGAAAUUACGACAACGUUAAGCGGAGCCGAAGGUUCGGCAGCAAGCGGUAUGAGAGAAAUGGAAGACUUGGAUGCGGCUGGCGAUACGACGACUCAGAUGACACCAGAGAUCACCACAGUCAGGGAUUACGAGCCUGAUUUGAACGCCGUUAUUAACCAGUUCAUGACACAGAUCCUGCCCUUAACAACGCGGUUUCUUUCCGACACCAACGUUUCCGCUGACUGCGUCAACCACUUGUGGAAAGUGUACCAGGGAUUUCGUCGGCAAGACGCUUGGGCGCUCAGGUUGAUCACCUCAUCGGGACUGAUCCCAGCGAACCUCUUCGAGGGCUCCCUGAGUAACCUGGGCAGCUACGAGCAGUGUCUGCGCACCAAGUCGGUGGGCAGCGAUGGCGAACUGGAGAUUCAGGGACGAUACUGCUCGCUCUUCUUCCGGCCGCCGCCACUCUACUACAACCGCACCUCCGAGCAGUUCAAGGCCAUCGGGGAAAUGCAGGGACGGCGAAGCGUGUUGAAAUGGGAGAAAGGCGAACGUGGCUACGUCAGCUCUGACGUGCGAGUCGGCCUCUGUAUUCCAUCCGGCUGCACCGCCCAUGACGUCACGCAUAUGGCGAACCUAAUCGUCCAAGAAUACGGUGCCCGGGCUGUCGUGAAGAACUGCAGAGUCGAGGAACCAUUUACAAUGUCAGACCUCCAGAUCGGAAUUCUGUGUGCUCUGGGUGGCUCCGUGGGGCUCGUGCUUCUCGCAACCCUGGUGGAAAUCUGUCUCUUUUGCUGCUCAAACCACAAAGUAUCGGACCCGAAAUAUGACGUGGUUCCGGUGAAGGUGGUCAAGUGCUUCUCCCUGGUGCACAACACGAGGCGCCUCAUCAGCACCCACUUCGACACCAACUGCCCCCGCAAGCCGGUGCGCUUCGUCUACGGCGUCAAGGUCUUCAUGAUGCUCUGGAUCAUUCUCGGGCACAGCUACUACACCUCCAACUUCCAGACACUCCACUCCGGCUACCGGAUCAUGGACCUGUACAGCAUGGUGCACGCGCAGCUGCUGGGCAGUGCCUUCUACGCCGUUUCCACCUUCUUCUUUAUGAGCGGCUUCGUGUUGGCCUACUUCAUGCGGCAGAGCAAGGACGAGACCAUCAUGCGGCCCUUCCUCGCGCUCUACGUGUUCGCCGUAGUGCGACGGUAUCUAAAGCUGACGAUUCCAGCGAUGGUGGUGGUGCUAUGCUUCUUCCUGUUCCCGCUGUUCAUAUCGGGACCUCAAGACCAGGACCUGAUGGGCCAGGAGCAAGAGGGCUGCAAAGAAAACUGGUGGACUAUCAUGGCCCAGAUAGUCAACUUUGUACCCAGUGAAAAAAGGUGUAUGCAGCAGUACUGGUACAUCAGCAGCGACAUGCAGAUAUUCCUCGUCGCUGUACCAAUGUCCAUCAUAUUUGUGAGGAGCCCGGCAUGCGGCUUCUCCUUGGCGUUGCUGCUCAGCGUUCUGGCAUCUGUGGCGGCUGGUCUCGUAACGUAUAUGAAAGACCUGAAACCAUCUAUCGCGUUCACAAUCGAUGACUUCAGCCGCAAUCUGGAGACUGCCGAAUUUGUCCAUGAGCUUCCUUACUCGAACUUGGCCACCUACUUUAUGGGAAUACUCUCCGGUUACUGCGCUGCCACUUGGAGUAAAGCGUGCAUAAACAAGGUGCUGCAGGCCUUCCUGUGGAUCUUAGCGCUGUGCCUGAAUGUGUUCCUGGUGUUUGUGCCGUACGCGUGGAACCGGUGCGAGACGGACGACCUGAAGCAGCUGUACGCGGCCUUCUACGGCGGCAGCUACCGCUACCUGUGGGGCCUCUCCUGGUGCUGGAUCGCCUACGCAUGCGCCACCGGAAGAGGAGGGAUCCUCUCCAGAUUCCUAUCCUGGAAUCCCUUCGUGGUCCUGGGAAGGCUGACGUUCGGCGUGUAUUUAAUACAAUACGUCGUCUUCAUCGCCAGGCAAGGAGUCAGCACAAACACCUUGCAAGUCAACGAAUUUCUACAGGUCAAAGACUCCUUGGGCGUGGCCGUGAUCAGCUACUUCUUCGCCUACCUCCUGCACGUGGUGUACGAGGCGCCCGUGGCCGGCGUCACACGGAUGAUCUUCCAGUUCCACAAUAUCCGCAAGCCGGGAGGAGGCUCCAAGAAGCGGCCGCAGCAGCCGCAACCCGAGUCUCCGCCUCCAGCCGCCACCACAUCCGAGCCGACCUCGAACGGAUCGGCGGCUGCGCCCAUGGCCAACAACGACUCGAGCCACACCCCGGCCAACAUUCCCGAAGAGCCUUAGUCCUGAGCUCCGAACGCGUGGCCAAUCCAGGGACGUACGGCUGUGUUACAAGCAUCGGCGUGGAGAAAGGAGGAGGAGAAACUGCAGGGCGUAAUAUAAAUUGAUGAGCCCUUUAAGCGAGGCAUUUAGGUGCGAGAUCAACAAAAGAAGCGACACUGCCUCGAAGGGAAACCAACUUUGUUUUUUGUUGUUGUUGUUUGUUUUCAAACUGACGUCUACCGCCUCUAGAGAGAAAGAACUGAGGCUCCAACUCCACUUUGGCGUUACGUUAACGGAAUACUCAGCGAACACGUGAAGCAGAGAGAACAUGGUUUGCCUUAGCGGCAGUGUUAUACUUUGCUGAUCUGAACCCCAUCGUGGCAUCAUCAGCCGUUAUUGGGAACAAGACCCUGGAUGGUACCGCGACCCCACGUGAUGCCGUGGGAGUGAGCACGCAUAGCUUUCGUCUGAAGUGCUCUCGCAUACUGCGUUUAUUUCUUUGCGCCAAAAGGGAGGAAAUAAUGUGGAGCUGCCUGCCACGAUCAGUUCUACGAAUCAUCUCGACGUACGGCCUCGAGCGUAGUGUGGGGCCUCGGGAAGGCUGUGCCAAACGGUAAUGCCACUUGGAGCGCCAAAAAGUUUGCGUCGACGCGAAAGAACGUAGAGCUCCUCGACCACUGUGCUUUCUCCCAUGCCGGAUGCUAAGCACGAACACUCGUACGGCCCGCGACGGAAGUCGUGAAAGUCAUAGUUCAUUCCCAGAUUGCCUCUUUCCCUCUGUCUCUCUUUCUUUGUGUGUGUGUGUGUGAUGUGUCUUUCAGGCGCGUUAGUGCCUUGUUUUCGAGAGUCAACAAACGAUUAUGAGGUUCAGCUGGACUUGUUUUGAACGGGUUCGAGGUCAACAGUUCCCGAUGACAUGUGCAGGAUGUCUUGAGGGACGAAUGUAUUAAAGAAUUGUUCGCUGCAAGUUAUUGUUGCUCAAACGUGCCCAAUGCUUACGCUAUUUCUGUUUUCUGCGCUUUUUCUGCCUGAAAAUGAACGAAGUAGGUAUGUUGGACUCCGGUCAAAUAGUUGGAAUGGCCACGUACCAAGCACCACUACAAGAUACAGUUUUCCCUGUCCCAAGGCCACUCCAUAAAAAUUAUCUUAAAAAUAGUUCGAAAAUACUUUAUGAGAAAAGAACAAUGAAUUUACAGGACUACGGUAAAAUUUCUGGGCACAACCGCGUGGUGUUUCUUUUUUUUUUUUUUUCGUGUCCGCGGCAAGAGAAAACGCAAAGGAGGAUUCCUGUCCUUUGCUUUUUUUCACCUCACCGCUCCAACCCACGAGUGUUUUGUUUCAUUGCUGUGUAUGCAGCCAUCAGUAAAACAAGCCUGUCCUGGUCACAUCAUUAUGGAGAGUCCCCGCACAGUGUUUCUUGCGCAAGAAAAGUGGCGCCGUAGUGCUGUAGCCACCAACAGAAUGCUGGGAGGACUAACAUCUUUCUUUUACGGAGAUAUAGGAGACCUUAAAGGUGCACCCGACAACCAAUAUUCCGUGUUCACAAAGGCUCAGUGCGCACUAAAAAACGUGUAAGAGCUAUUUUGUUAACGAAUUGUCAAUUAUAUUGAGUGUAACGCGCAGUUACUUGGGCUAGGGUGUACAUUUACAUUAAAGGUUGGCGUUAACGCCGGCGGGGUGGCUAAAUUUGGAAGAAAGAGGACAACAGCCAACGCUUACUUAUUGUCACUUCCAAUCGAACGUCUCAUUUUCUUUUUAAUUAUUAUUUUACAUGUAGCUGCAAGCCCUAAUGUAAGAUUUAUUACAGUGGAAUCAAUACUUUCCGGGGAAGCAGAAUGUGAUGUUGGGCUUGUUGCUUCACGCUUGAAAUGCGGUUCUGGCGCAGCAAAACUAAGCGGACAGAAGAAGGGAAAAAAUGGCGCCCUUUCUGUGCCUUCUUUCCGCUUAGUUUUACUGCGCCAGAACUAGAUUUCUUCCGAGGAAACUCAUUCCGAGAACACUUUAUUUUCCCAGCCAAGGUACACGUUUCUGGCAGACCUUCAUCCACGCUAAGCUGUCCGCGUCAUGGUACUUGAACGGCGGGUAUACCCAGCAUGUUGAACUCGCAAAGGAGCUUGUACUACACUCUCUCUUCGUGCAAUAAGAAACACUGCUGGUGUCGGGAAGGUAUGCACUCGGCCAGUGGUGGUGUGACCGUGCGUGCAUGGUCACAUGGAACCAUACUGCAUGCGCGUGGCAGACUCUUUGUCGUGGUUCACUCCAGAGAGAACACCAGCAAUUUGACGUUCUUGGAAACUACAAAAUUCGACAAUAGCCGCUCAUUCAUAUAGGGUUUCAUUCGCAUAGCUGUUGCAGAAAAACGAUGCAUCACAAAAGCACGACAGUGACCUGUCAUAGACAAGAUUUAUGAUGGUGAAUGGUGCCUGUGUGAUGCGAUGCAUUUUCUGCAAAACCCCUCCUUGCUUAUAGUAAAAUUAAAAUAAGUUUAAGGGUACUCGUUACCAUUAUAGCGGCUAUCGCUACUUCUAUUCACUUCGCAUUAUUUUUCAGGAAGGCAACUAAGUCAUAGGUAAAAUAUUAAUCGAAAUUUUUCAGGCCACUGCGCCGUGAGGGUACUUGUAGAUCCUUGUAAUCGGGAGGACCACGAACUUCGAUGCUGAAAGCCACAGAGCUUGACGGGGACUGUGCUUAUUGAUUUCCUCCGCUUCGGUGUGCCAGGUAUGCUACAAGAGCUCUGCAACAGGACCCGGCUACACAUAUUUUACUUGCGGAGUGACUUGAAGACUUUCGACUGAGACAGUAUGCAUGUGCUUACAGAGGACCUUGGAUCACAGAAGGGCCCGUGCGCCUGAGUUUCUUCCUGAUCUGGGAGCUCAGCUGUGGAUCUUGAGAUGCAGUGUGCGCGUUCAAUACACGACUGCGCGAGCAGGUAAUCUGAGCACGCAGAGACUGCAUGCUUGGAUUACCAAAAGGAAGAAAAAAGUACAACAGCUUUUUCGUGUCUUUCGUGCCACCAGAGUUUUGUAAGAAGCUGCCCCGCUCACUAUGACAGCAACGGUGACACGAAGCACUAUAGCACCGUGUCGCCGUCGCAUAGUAAAGCAGUUCUCUCUAGCUGUCCCCAUAUUUGUAGCGCCACCGUGUGGAUGGUUCUCAAAAUUAUACGGCACGGUGCCUUACGUGUAAUACAUGAAAGUGCAGAGCGACCACCUUUGCACACGUUGACGUUUCUUGAUGGUCGUUGACGGGAGACGAUGCCAUUUGCUAUUGUUGAAGUGAGCCUGAAACGAUUUCCUCGGAGCAGACACAGCAUUGUGUCGCGGAGGGCUGGCUAUGGUCUCUUGUCAACGAUUCCUUGCUUGUGAUGACCUGUCUUGUCAACACUUAUGCCGUUGUGCAAUGCAAAUCUGAAAACUGCUCUUGUCUGUCGCUUGUUGCCCCCAAAUGCUUUCAGAGUGAAGUUUUCUGUUUUUGAAGUACAAGGGGGUGCGAUGUGAAUCAUGCAAACUAAGAAAAUCGAAAUAGUAGAACAGCUUCAUAUAAGAGUAUUAUUUCGCACUUCUUACUGUUCAAUACUAAGGCUAGCCCUAGUAAUAAUUCAGCCGAUUAGCGAUAAUUUUUAUUGUAACAAAUUAUCCCACUUGGGGACGUAAUUGAACUUCUGCGUGAUGUUGGGCAUCGCGAUUUGCCCCCAAGUAAUAGCAUUCAAGAAAGACGUGUUGUAAACAGAUGUUCUGCCCUAGCGACACAAGUGAAAAAGAAACACCAUCCUGUUCAGGCGUCCAGGCUGUGGGCAAGGUGAAUGACCGCCAAGGUCAAACUGUUUCUUCUCAAACAUCUACACAUUUACACCCUGUACACACACCGUUAUUCACGCAUGAAGGCACUGCCUUCAAGCCCGUUUGUAAGCUCGCGAGCCACAUGUUGUCAAGCGUAUACACCCACGAUAACCUGCGUGUUAAUCAGUCAUUAUUCAAUUCGAAAUGUGUCUAAAAGGAACAAGAGUUUUAAUUAAAGCAUCAUCAUUUCACGGAUAUUUUUACGAUGUUGAAUACAUCUUCGUAACAAAGAGCGUAUAAUCGUUUACAUACGGCAUGCGACAGUGGUUUGACUAUACUUAUCAAUGCACCUAUACAAGAGCCCAUCACUCGACGCCAUGAGCACUUUCACCUAGACUAGGCAAGCAAAUAAUUGUUCACACUGACAGGUGGGGAAAGCAACAUUAUCUUUGCUGCUUCUUUUUUUCCUCUUAUCGUGCUUUUCUUUGCUGUUGUUAUUCUUCGCGACUACGGUACAAGAGUCUUUUGCUCAGGCUCUAUUGCACUCUCUUUAUUUAUGGCCUUCACUUCUUUCCUUGUCUUUGUUAAUAUAUUUGAUGCUUACGCGGUUUCCUGUGCUGUUUUAUAUUGUCCCACAAACCGCGAAACUGUUUAGAAAACCUUUCAUGUGAAUUCUUGUACGUUUGUUAUUUUUUAGACCAUGGAAAAAUAAAUCGUUUCACCUUUAAA
Dermacentor albipictus is the source of this 8170-nucleotide messenger RNA. RefSeq names its product nose resistant to fluoxetine protein 6-like. Lineage: Eukaryota; Metazoa; Arthropoda; Arachnida; Ixodida; Ixodidae. The record is from RefSeq and is a predicted model, not a curated record. Gene Ontology annotation, molecular function: acyltransferase activity, transferring groups other than amino-acyl groups.